CAAGUGACAUUACCGAUCAGCUGAUAUAACCUCGAAAGUGAAAAUAAAAAUAAAGCUUAUUUAUAAGAUAAAAAUCAGUUUUUAAACAUAAAUACAGUAUUAUGAGGUUACUGUCUCAAAUAUUUCAACCAAUCAUCAUAAUACCGAAAGGAGCCAAGAUUAAAAACACUGAAAUAACAUGUAAAAGCCAAAAACUCUUACUAGAAUGCGGUCUAAUCCGUCCCACCAGUGCGGGUUUCUUCACGAUACUGCCGCUAGCGAGACGAGCUAUCACCAAACUUGAAGAUUUAAUCCACAAAUGUUUAAAAGAUGUGAACGCUCAAAGAAUAUCGCUACCAUGUUUAACAUCAUCUCGGUUAUGGGAACGAUCGGGGAGGCUGGAGGAUGUUGGUUCGGAAUUAUUUCAAGUAGAGGAUAGACAUGAUAAACGGUAUUUGUUGGCCCCUACCCAUGAAGAAGCAGUGGCUGACCUCAUGGCUGAUGUUGGACCAAUAUCUUAUAAACAAUUGCCUUUGCUCAUUUAUCAGAUAACAAAUAAGUACAGAGAUGAAUUACGGCCGAAACAUGGUCUAUUGAGAUCUAGAGAGUUCCAAAUGAUGGACCUAUACGGUUUUCAUACAGAUCAAAAGUGUGCAGAAAAUACUUAUAAUAAUGUUAAUAAUGUAUAUAAAAAGUUAUUUAAAAUCCUGAAUCUUCCUGUGUAUAGAGUGGUAGCACCAUCUGGUGAUAUGGGUGGGACACUAUCCCACGAGUGGCAGCUCCCCGCCACCGCGGGGGAGGACUCGAUAGCGAUAUGUCCGUCCUGCUCGCACACUAGUCUCACUAGUGGGAAGUGUAGCGAGUGUGGGAAAGAGACAGAUGUAUGUGGGAGUGUUGAGGUCGGACAUACAUUCAUACUGGGCACAAAAUACAGUGAGCCGUUACAAGCAAAGUGCAUCACACAAGCCUCGAAUCCCACACCUUUGAUUAUGUCUUGUUAUGGGAUCGGCAUUACUAGGUUAUUAGCAGCGAGUAUAGAAGCCCUAUCCACCGACUCGUGUAUCCGCUGGCCAGCCGCCAUUGCACCUUUUUCAACUAUAGUAAUUGGACCUAAGGAAGGUUCAAAAGAAUGGUCGUUGCAUGGAAUCCAAGCGACGCAGGGUGUAGCGCGUUGUAUAGGUGAUGUGGUUGGUGAUGUACUUUUAGAUGAUAGACACACACUCACUAUUGGGAAGAGGAUGAUGAUGGCUGAUAGAAUGGGCUACCCAAAUAUUAUUGUCUGUGGCCGGAAUUCAAUAGAAAACCCGCCAAAAUAUGAAUUAUACGCGAACAACGCAAAAACUCCCCUCCUACUGGAUAUGAACGAACUGAUGCAGUUCUUGCGAAAUGAUAGCUCAAAUAAUGUUGUUGAGUGUGCUAAUUAAAUGAUUAAGAGAU
Colias croceus (clouded yellow) is the source of this 1416-nucleotide messenger RNA. It is a transcript of the gene ProRS-m, whose product is annotated as probable proline--tRNA ligase, mitochondrial. The transcript is spliced from 9 exons. Gene Ontology annotation, molecular function: ATP binding; proline-tRNA ligase activity. Gene Ontology annotation, biological process: prolyl-tRNA aminoacylation. The record is from RefSeq and is a predicted model, not a curated record. Lineage: Eukaryota; Metazoa; Arthropoda; Insecta; Lepidoptera; Pieridae. The coding region runs from base 102 to 1403 and encodes 433 amino acids. Gene Ontology annotation, cellular component: cytoplasm; mitochondrion.